Messenger RNA from Fraxinus pennsylvanica, 432 nucleotides. Lineage: Eukaryota; Viridiplantae; Streptophyta; Magnoliopsida; Lamiales; Oleaceae. The record is from the annotation of a GenBank genome assembly.
AUGCUGCUGAGAACUCUCAGCAGCCUUCAAUCGUUGCACAGUGAAGAGUGGAGACGAUCAGGCACAGAGAAGCUGUCGGUGAAGAGCGGAGAAACCAGCAAAACAGCUUGCAAAACCUUCACAAAUUCACAUGCUAUGUCACUCUUUCUUCUCCUUCUCUUUUUCGUUCCCCUUUACGCUCGCCGUAUCAACUCUCCGGCUUUAUUAGAGGUGUCUUUAGCAUCACAAGGAAGAGUCGUCCUUAGUUCUCAUAGAAGUAAGCAUUCCACCGCCAAAUUCAACGGUGGAGCAACCACUUCUCCUCCCAAGAGUACAGCUCCUACUCCUCCUGGUAGGGGUGGUGGUACCAAGAUGGCGAGGAGUACAAACCGAGAAUUUCAGGCAGCUGCACAUGAGGUUCCCAGAGGCCCGAAUCCUAUUGGCAACGGAUAA